UGCUCUAUAGUGAGGCCGUCGGGGCGGCGCUCUAGACGGUUCGGUGCUCUCGAUGGAUCGGCGACGCCGGGCCGGGCGGGUGAGCGGCGGCGCGGUGCUGCCCCGCUGAGGAACCGGCGGGCGGGCGGGGCCCUCCGCCAUGGAGCCCGAGACGCUGGAGGCGCGCAUCAACAAAGCAACAAACCCCCUGAACAAGGACCUGGACUGGGAUGGUAUCAACGCUUUCUGUGAGCAGCUCAAUAAGGAGCUAGAGGGUCCUCCACUUGCUACACGACUUCUUGCCCACAAGAUCCAGUCUCCGCAGGAAUGGGAAGCUAUCCAGGCCCUCACGGUUCUGGAGUCCUGCAUGAAGAGCUGCGGCAAACGGUUCCAUGAUGAGGUGGGCAAGUUCCGCUUCCUCAAUGAGCUCAUCAAAGUGGUGUCACCCAAGUAUCUUGGCAGCCGGACACCAGAAAAAGUGAAGUCAAAGAUCCUGGAGCUGAUGUACAGCUGGACGUUGGGGCUGCCUCACGAGGUGAAGAUCUCAGAGGCCUACCAGAUGCUGAAGAAACAAGGGAUCGUGAAAUGUGACCCAAAACUGCCUGACGAUGCUCCUUUUCCACUUCCUCCCCCUCGGCCCAAGAACAUAAUCUUUGAUGAUGAAGAGAAAUCCAAGAUACUGGCUCGUCUCCUGAAAAGUUCCCAUCCUGAGGACCUCCGGGCUGCCAACAAGCUCAUCAAGGAGAUGGUUCAGGAGGAUCAGAAGCGCAUGGAGAAGAUCUCCAAGAGGGUGAAUGCCAUCGAGGAGGUGAACAACAAUGUGAAGCUGCUGACAGAGAUGGUGACAAACUACAGCAAGGGGGAGACAACAGAGAGCAAUGAGGACCUAAUGAAGGAGCUGUAUCAGCGCUGCGAGCGCAUGAGGCCCAUGCUUUUCCGACUUGCCAGUGACACAGAAGACAAUGAUGAAGCUCUGGCGGAGAUCCUGCAAGCCAAUGACAAUCUGACACAGGUGAUCAAUCUCUACAAGCAGCUUGUGCGGGGAGAAGAGAUCAAUGGGGAGACAGUGGCUGGUCCGCUUCGAGGCAGCACCUCAGCGCUUCUGGAUCUGUCAGGCCUGGAUCUUCCAGCAUCAGGCCCUUCCUACCCAGUCUUGCCCACACUGUCAGGUGGCUCAGCAGUCCCCGUGCCUGACCAAGCUGGCUCUGUCUCCUUGCUGGAUGAUGAACUCAUGUCUUUAGGCCUGAAUGACCCAGCACCACAUCCUGCCCAGGCUGGUGACAGCAGUGGCUGGAACAGCUUCCAGUCAUCAGAUAGCAACGAGCUCAGUGUCACUCCGAUCAUGGCAAUGCAACCAGUCAAAGCAGAUGCUGGCGCGUCCUCUCCCAAACCUUCUCCUUUCACCAGUGGGCUGGAUGACCUGGACCUCCUGGGCAAGACUCUGCUGCAACAGUCUCUGCCUCCAGAGUCCCAACAAGUGCGAUGGGAGAAGCAGCAGCCCCCUCCCCGGCUCACCCUGAGGGAUCUCCAGAACAGGAGCAGCUCUGGCAUCGUGGCCCACAAUCCCAGUGCUCUGCCCGUGCUCCAGAGCGUUUCCCCUAACCCCACGCUGCCCCUGACCUCAGAGCUGCCUGCCCCUGCUACACUUCCCAAAGCUGCCACCGCACCAGCAGGAAGUACUGCAGUCCCACCACGGCCUCCUGCCACUGCGCUGCCUCAGGAGAUCUCGCUGGCCAACAUCACUGUGCCUCUGGAGUCAAUCAAACCCAGCAGCAUCCUCCCUGUGACAGUGUAUGAUCAGCACGGCUUCCGUGUCCUCUUCCACUUUGCUAAGGAUGCCCUGCCUGAGAGACCUGAUGUGCUUGUGGUGGUGAUUUCUAUGCUUAGUACGGCCCCGCAGCCCAUCCGCAACAUUGUCUUUCAGUCUGCCGUCCCCAAGGUGAUGAAGGUGAAGCUGCAGCCUCCCUCAGGCACGGAGCUGCCAGCAUUCAACCCCAUUGUCCACCCCAGUGCCAUCACACAAGUCCUGCUGCUAGCUAACCCACAGAAGGAGAAAGUGAGGCUACGGUACAAGCUGACCUUCACCAUGGGAGAGCAAACCUACAAUGAAAUGGGGGACGUGGACCAGUUCCCCCCACCGGAGUCCUGGGGAAACCUCUAGGGCCGCACGUUGCAGGCACUACACUGCAGAGUCCUUGGGAAACCAGCCCUGCAGGGCUGGAGCAGCCUGAGGAGGUGGGGAGGGUGGGUGGGGGGCUGCUGCUCACGCUCUGUUCUCCAGAUGGCCGGGCGAGGGCCAGAGGGAGCGUGCAGGAGAGCAGAGACGCCAGGAGAUGUUCAUCCCACAAGACUAGGAGUGGAGUGAAAAGCUUCAUGUGGGUGAACAGUUGCCUUCCCUGCUCUUCCAAAGGCAUCACUCCCCAGUCUGUCCAGCUUCUCUUCUAACCCUGCUUUCCUACUAGGUGCAGUGGGAAACAAGGACGGGGAGCUUAACAGCCUCAGCCUGGGGCAAGGCCUAGCACAGGAAGAUACUUUUCCUUGUCUGUCCCCUCCACGCUUUCCAGCCCUUCAGCUGCUUCAUGCUCUGUGGUGCUCCCUCUUGUCCCCUCCUUGGAGCUGGGCCCUAGCAGUUCCCUGUCUGGUGGGACUGCAGUGGACCUGGUGUGGAACAAGGCUGGACAGAGACUGGGUGUGUCCAGCACCGAGAGCAGGCACGUGCCCUUUUGGGGGGGGGGGGGCAGGAGGAGAAAUCUUCCCCCUAUAUCCCUCCUUCCAGCUGCUUACGGAGCUGCGGGUGGGAGGUGGGUGCUGGGGUGGAGCCCGGGGGCUGGGAACGGUUUGCUCUGUACCUUCUCAUCCCCUUCAGCUGGAGCUCCUGGGCACUGAACCCCUGCAGCGAGGAAGCCCACACCCUUCCCGUGUGCUUUAUCAACAGCAGCAAGCUUUGGGGACUGCUGCCGAACUUUGUCCUGGUUGCCAGUCCUGAGGGGUGUGCUGGGGGGGAGAGGGGGGGCUGACUCUUCCCCGCAGCCUCCUGCCCAGCAGGGAGAGGAAGCAGCACGUAGUCUUCCUCCCCCGGCUGGGCUGGAGAGUGCGAUGGGGCAGGGGGUUUUCUCGGCUCUUCAGCAUCUUCUCGCUGUGGGUAGGUGAUGGGCUGGACUCUGGUCUCUCCCCAACUCCCAGCCCAUCACCAGGGGGCACCACUAAGCUCUGCACUGGGAGCCCGGCUCUGCACUGGGGGGGCACGGGGAAGUGGGGGGGUACAGCUGUGCCUUGCGCACCUUCGCCCGCAGCCGUGGGCCGGCCUGGCUCCCUGCGGCGGGGAGGGGGCUCGCCCCAGCCGCCUGAUCACUGUGACACAAGAGCGGGGAUCUGCAGGCACGGAGGAUACCGGCCGGUGGCACGUCCUGAGCAAUCUCUAUCCCUCGCUGGACUUGCACCACAGGAGCCGCUUCCCAUCCCUAAACUGGUUUUAACAAGGCCUGAUCUUAAAAUUGGGGGUACGCUGUGCCCUGCGUUAGCUUGCUAGAGGGUAGAAGGAGGUCUGUGCGACGUGGGGACGAGCAGGGUGCCUUGUGCUCUCGGCUCGGGGGCAGCAAAGGUGAGGUGUCGGAGCUGGGUGCAGCGAGUGAUAGAGGAGAGGGGGAAGCAAGGUCUUUAUGCUGGGGUUCUGCUGUGUCUUACUUCCCUUUCUGGUCUCUUUUCAGGGUUUUGUAUGGGUUUUUUCUUUGCAGAUCUUGUUUGGUUCUUGAACAGACUUGUAUAUAUUUUCAGUGCAAAAUUCUGUAAAUGGAAGAAAACAAACAGAUUUAAAACUAAACGCCCGGCGCGAAGAAUCUGCUGUAUUUAUGGGAAAUAAAGAGUGCUUUCCUGA
Messenger RNA from Grus americana (Whooping crane), 3853 nucleotides. It is a transcript of the gene GGA1, whose product is annotated as golgi associated, gamma adaptin ear containing, ARF binding protein 1. NCBI's taxonomy places the organism in Eukaryota, Metazoa, Chordata, Aves, Gruiformes, Gruidae. Gene Ontology annotation, biological process: intracellular protein transport; vesicle-mediated transport. The transcript is spliced from 17 exons. Gene Ontology annotation, molecular function: small GTPase binding; ubiquitin binding; phosphatidylinositol binding. The coding region runs from base 140 to 2140 and encodes 666 amino acids. Gene Ontology annotation, cellular component: trans-Golgi network. The record is from RefSeq and is a predicted model, not a curated record.